AUAUUGCUUGAAAAUUAAAAUUUCGAUUUUUUUAAUGUGAGUGACAAAACCAAUAAAUCAGAAGUUCAGAACAACAACCUGAAUCGGUCGACAUCAUCGUCCAUGAAUCUGAUGCAGAAUCUGCUGUUCUCUCUUCUCAUUCUUGCUUCCACAAUUCCCUCUUCUCUUGCCAAGGGUGCCUUCAAGAAGAGCCUUGCUUCUUCAGAUUUCAGUAAUGCUAGUAAUGCAAGCAGUGCAAGGCAUUUGCUUGAGGACAAUGAUUCUCGGGCUAAGAGACGUGUUGAUUUGGUGCAAGGAUAUAUGACCAAUGAUGAUCUUGAAAGGGCCAUGAAGGAAUUUGUACAAAGAUGCAGCAACAUUUCUAGGAUGUACAGUAUUGGGAAGAGUGUGAAUGGAGUUCCACUGUGGGUGAUAGAGAUUUCUGACAAGCCAGGAGAAGAAGAGACUGAACCUGCAUUUAAGUAUAUAGGAAAUGUGCAUGGAGACGAACCUGUUGGCCGUGAGCUUCUUAUAUUUUUGGCUAAUUGGUUAUGUGAUAACCAUUUGAAAGAUCCUCUGGCGACAUUGAUUGUGGAGAAUGUUCACCUUCAUAUACUUCCAUCCAUGAACCCUGAUGGGUAUAGCCUAGGGAAGCGUGGUAAUGCAAAUAAUAUUGAUCUGAACCGGGACUUUCCUGACCAGUUCGUCUUUUUAAACGAUGAUGAGGAUUCCCGGCAACCGGAAACAAGAGCAAUAAUGGAUUGGGCGAGAGAUAUACGAUUUACAGCAUCUGCCACUUUGCAUGGGGGUGCACUUGUUGCUAAUUAUCCUUGGGAUGGCACCAGAGAUAAAAGGACGUAUUACUAUGGAUGUCCUGAUGAUGAUACAUUUCAAUUCAUGUCAAGUAUAUAUAGUCACUCCCACUACAAUAUGUCUUUAAGCAAGGAAUUUCCUGGUGGAAUCACAAAUGGAGCAGCGUGGUACCCUUUGUAUGGAGGAAUGCAAGAUUGGAACUAUAUUCACGCUGGCUGUUUUGAAUUGACCCUGGAAGUUAGUGAUGAUAAAUGGCCUAAUGCUUCUGAGCUUCCUAUUAUUUGGAAAUACAACAAAAUGAGCAUGCUAAAUCUUGUUGCAAGCCUUGUGAAGACAGGAGUACAUGGAAGAAUAUACUCUUCAGGUGAUGGAAGGCCAUUACCAGGCUUCAUAACAGUCAGUGGAAUAAAUUACACAGUUAGGGCUGGAAAAGCUUUUGCCGACUACCAUCGCUUACUUGCCCCAAGAGAUAAAUAUGAAGUAGUUGCAACUAUGCCUGGCUACAAGUCAAAGAAUACAACUAUUUGGUUGGAUGAAGGACCUGUGACGUUGGAUUUUGUUCUUGACCCUGAAGGGAGUAUCAAGGGGAGUAUACUGCAGAAUGUCUAUGAUUGCAACUGUAACAGUAAAAGCAAACUAGAAUUUGUUCAGUUUUUUGGGGGAGUCCAUUUGGAAGUUUACUUUGUUUUCAUUGUUAUAUUAGGAUUUUUAUGCUUAUUAUUUCAGAGGAGAGUAAAAGUAAAAAACAGACAGGCAGCAGGGGCAAAAAGAACUGUUGUGGUGUGAGGAUUAGACAAGUGAUUUUUAUUAAACUUUGUUGUAUACUAGGUGGGUAAAAAAAAUCAAACCCUUUUCCAUGCAAAGAUUACUUCAAAUGGCUAAGGUUAAUUCA
Messenger RNA from Lotus japonicus, 1684 nucleotides. Its product is annotated as carboxypeptidase SOL1. The transcript has 15 exons. Gene Ontology annotation, biological process: proteolysis. The coding region runs from base 103 to 1578 and encodes 491 amino acids. Lineage: Eukaryota; Viridiplantae; Streptophyta; Magnoliopsida; Fabales; Fabaceae. The record is from RefSeq and is a predicted model, not a curated record. Gene Ontology annotation, molecular function: metallocarboxypeptidase activity; zinc ion binding.